AUGCACCCCAGCUCGCGGGGGCAGAAAGACCUGCCUCUCAACUUGCUCGCUCUCAUCAUUGCGCAGAUUGACGAUGUCGCUGAUCUUUCGCGCCUUACCCGAACCUCAAGGCUGCUCUAUUACAUGACCCUGCCCAGACUCUACGAACAUGUCACGCUUCGCUCGUACGCGGAGCUACGGUACUUCAACGGGCGACCGGAGGGCUAUGGCGGUGGCAGUCCGUUCUCCAUGGGCCUCAAUGGCUUAGCGACGCGGAACACCGCGAGCUACGUCAAAGGCUGGAAGCUACUCGGAGAUUGGAGGGAGAGCGAUGUCGAUGAUUUCACAAAGGGACGAGUUCCGGAUAACAGCAUGAUGCUGAAUAUUGUCAUCAGAGCGGCCAUGGACAAGAUGACAUGUUUAGAAAGUUUUGGCUGGGAGCUUAAUACCAAACCGCUCUCGACGAUAUAUCAUGGCCUUGCUAAUAGACACACUUUGACCUCCCUGACGCUCGCCUUUCCAUCCACACGUGUACCGCGACCGACUGUCUUGAUACCACCGAUGCCGAAUCUUCGCGCCUUCAAAGCUCUCAACAUCGACCCGCUAUGUUAUCCCGACGACAUAUCCUUACUCCUCCUACACUCAAGGAACUUGGAAAGCUUGACAUUGAACUGGAGUCCUCGUAUGCGCGAUGAGGGCGAGACGAGCGUCAACCUUCAUAGCUAUUUUGGUAAAUGUAUCGCUGCGGGCCACAUCCUCCCAGUCCAACACUUCUCUUUCAGCAACCUCUUCAGUCAGCACGAUGUAGACAUGGAGCAGGUCUUCAGAUUCGAGACCAUGCGCAGCGUUACCUUCAUCAACUGUGUUGGCGGUGAGGACCCCAUGACCGUCUUCCUGGACAACUCAUGGCGGAUGAAAGAACCCGGUGUGAUACCUACACAACUCAAGAUGAUGCGGGGAGACAUCCUGGACCGGACACACGCUGGCAUGCUAUCUCGUUUCAAUGGCCUGGAAGAACUGUAUCUUGUUAAUGCUAAGAGACAACGCCACAACUCAACGUCCGCUUCUACGACACCCAUGCGAACGCCUGCUGCAGCAUCGCCAAUCACGCGGUCGCCCAGCACGAAGGAAGCAUCGCAAGAGUCUAUCCAGGUAGCAGCUGACUAUCUUGCGGCCAUAACGUCUCACCACGGUCAUUCAAUGCGGCGCCUCCUCCUGUCCGAUCAGUGGCGUUUGGGGCAAGACGUGGUCAGCCGACUCGUGGCGGCCUGCCCAAACCUCGAACAGCUAGGCUUGGCACUUGAAGGGAGAUGGCCUGGGGAAUUACGCGCGUUCAUCCCACUGAUGCCUAAGCUGUAUGCCGUUCGCAUAUUGAUCGGUCUCGAGGACAACGAGGUAGAGCACUUUGCAGCGCUGGACGAUAGUGUCCACGAGGCGCUGCUAGGCCACGAACUUUGGAGACCGGAGUAUAAGAAUCUGCAGUACAUCGGACUCGGCGACUUUGUGUUCGAGUGCGGGAAGAUCAUUCAUAGUGACAGUAAAGCUACGGAGAAGGGCAGCAAACCGGUUCUGCUCAGACAAGUCAAGAGGGUACCGAAAGAGGAAGCUAAGAAGAUCGAGAUUUGGGGUAUGGACUCGUUGGAUGUGUGA
Messenger RNA from Coniosporium apollinis CBS 100218, 1629 nucleotides. RefSeq lists its product as uncharacterized. The transcript has 3 exons. Bases 1 to 1629 code for a protein of 542 amino acids. Lineage: Eukaryota; Fungi; Ascomycota; Dothideomycetes. The record is from RefSeq and is a predicted model, not a curated record.